Molecule: messenger RNA, 6139 nt
Organism: Mesocricetus auratus (golden hamster)
Lineage: Eukaryota; Metazoa; Chordata; Mammalia; Rodentia; Cricetidae
Gene: Rptor
Product: regulatory associated protein of MTOR complex 1
Exons: 34
Coding region: 244-4251 (1335 amino acids)
Biological process (GO): positive regulation of cell growth; cellular response to starvation; TORC1 signaling
Cellular component (GO): TORC1 complex; cytoplasm
Molecular function (GO): protein binding; protein-macromolecule adaptor activity
Source: RefSeq, a predicted model, not a curated record
CUGCUGGUUCCUCCCCCCCAACACACACACCCGCCACGCCCGGGCUCGACCCCCACCCCGCCCCCUGCGCCUUCCCGCCCGGAGCUGGAGAAGCGGACGCGCCUUCUCCCCCCUCCAGCCCCCAGAUCGCUCCCGGCUUCUCCCUCACACACGGGUCCCGGCUCCCCCGCCGCCUCGUCGUUAAGGCUGGAGGUCCUCGAGCGCCUGCUGCCCAGGACGUCCCCUCCUCCCCCUGCGCCCCCGAUGGAGUCGGAGAUGCUGCCGUCGCCGCUCGUGGGACUCGGGGAGGAAGAGGAGGCCGACGUCGCGGACUGGAACCUGCCCCUGGCUUUCAUGAAGAAAAGGCACUGCGAGAAGAUCGAAGGCUCCAAAUCCCUGGCGCAGAGCUGGAGGAUGAAGGACCGGAUGAAGACCGUUAGUGUGGCCUUGGUCCUGUGCCUGAAUGUGGGCGUGGAUCCUCCAGAUGUGGUGAAGACUACACCCUGUGCGCGACUGGAGUGUUGGAUAGAUCCUCUGUCUAUGGGUCCUCAGAAAGCGCUGGAAACCAUCGGUGCAAAUCUACAGAAGCAGUAUGAGAACUGGCAGCCAAGGGCCCGGUACAAGCAGAGCCUGGACCCCACUGUGGAUGAAGUAAAGAAGCUUUGCACGUCCCUGCGCCGGAACGCCAAGGAGGAGCGGGUCCUCUUCCACUAUAAUGGCCACGGGGUGCCCAGGCCCACAGUGAAUGGAGAGGUCUGGGUCUUCAACAAGAACUACACGCAGUACAUCCCUCUGUCCAUAUAUGACCUGCAGACAUGGAUGGGCAGCCCAUCCAUCUUUGUCUACGACUGCUCCAACGCUGGCCUCAUCGUGAAGUCCUUCAAACAGUUUGCACUGCAGAGGGAGCAAGAGCUGGAGGUAGCUGCAAUUAACCCAAACCACCCGCUUGCCCAGAUGCCCUUGCCCCCGUCCAUGAAAAACUGCAUCCAGCUGGCAGCCUGUGAGGCCCACGAGCUCCUGCCCAUGAUCCCCGACCUCCCAGCCGACCUGUUCACAUCCUGCCUCACCACUCCCAUCAAGAUUGCUCUGCGCUGGUUUUGCAUGCAGAAGUGUGUUAGUCUGGUGCCUGGAGUCACACUGGAUUUGAUAGAAAAGAUCCCUGGACGGCUGAACGACCGGAGAACCCCUCUGGGCGAGCUGAACUGGAUCUUCACAGCCAUCACAGACACCAUUGCCUGGAAUGUGCUCCCUCGGGAUCUCUUCCAAAAGCUCUUCAGACAGGACCUGCUGGUGGCAAGUUUGUUUAGAAAUUUUUUGUUGGCAGAAAGAAUCAUGAGAUCGUACAACUGCACUCCAGUUAGCAGCCCACGACUCCCACCGACAUACAUGCAUGCCAUGUGGCAGGCCUGGGACCUUGCCGUGGACAUUUGUCUGUCUCAGCUGCCGACCAUCAUCGAGGAGGGCACUGCCUUCAGGCACAGUCCAUUCUUCGCUGAGCAGCUGACAGCAUUCCAGGUGUGGCUCACAAUGGGUGUGGAGAACAGGAGUCCCCCUGAGCAGCUGCCCAUUGUCCUACAGGUGCUGCUAAGCCAGGUGCACCGGCUGAGGGCCUUGGACUUGUUGGGACGCUUUUUGGACUUGGGUCCCUGGGCGGUGAGCUUGGCCCUGUCCGUGGGCAUCUUCCCCUACGUGUUGAAGUUGCUCCAGAGCUCAGCCCGAGAGCUGCGGCCACUCCUUGUCUUCAUCUGGGCCAAAAUCCUUGCUGUGGACAGUUCGUGCCAGGCUGACCUCGUGAAGGACAACGGUCACAAGUACUUCCUUUCCGUCUUGGCAGACCCAUACAUGCCAGCCGAACAUAGGACCAUGACAGCCUUCAUUCUUGCUGUAAUCGUCAACAGCUACACUACAGGGCAAGAAGCCUGCCUACAGGGGAACCUGAUUGCCAUCUGCCUGGAACAGCUCAGUGACCCACACCCCUUGCUGCGCCAGUGGGUGGCCAUUUGCCUGGGAAGGAUCUGGCAGAAUUUCGACUCUGCGAGAUGGUGUGGGGUGAGAGACAGCGCCCACGAGAAGCUCUACAGCCUCCUGUCUGACCCCAUCCCUGAGGUCCGAUGUGCAGCUGUGUUUGCCCUUGGCACCUUUGUGGGAAACUCUGCUGAGAGAACUGACCACUCAACCACCAUCGACCACAACGUGGCCAUGAUGUUGGCACAGCUCAUCAAUGAUGGGAGCCCCAUGGUCCGGAAGGAGUUGGUGGUGGCCCUGAGUCACCUCGUAGUCCAAUAUGAGAGCAAUUUCUGCACUGUGGCCCUGCAGUUCAUGGAAGAGGAAAAGAACUACCCCUUGCCUUCUCCCGCAGCCACAGAGGGGGGGAGCUUAACCCCUGUUCGAGACAGCCCGUGCACCCCCAGACUCCGUUCAGUGAGCUCCUAUGGGAACAUCCGAGCAGUCACCACAGCUAGGAACCUGAACAAAUCCUUGCAGAAUCUGAGCUUGACGGAAGAAUCGGGCAGCUCGGUGGCCUUCUCCCCUGGGAACCUCAGCACCAGCAGUAGCGCCAGCAGCACCUUGGGAAGCCCUGAGAACGAGGAGUACAUCCUGUCCUUUGAGACCAUCGACAAGAUGCGGCGUGUGAGCUCCUACUCAGCACUCAACUCCCUCAUAGGAGUUUCUUUCAAUAGUGUUUACACUCAAAUUUGGAGAGUCUUACUGCAUCUAGCUGCUGAUCCCUAUCCAGAUGUUUCUGAUUUGGCCAUGAAAGUCCUCAACAGCAUUGCUUACAAGGCCACGGUGAACGCCCGGCCCCAGCGCACCCUGGACACGUCCUCUCUCACUCAGUCGGCCCCAGCCAGCCCAACCAACAAGGGCGUACACAUCCACCAAGUGGGAGGUUCUCCGCCAGCGUCUAGCAGCAGCAGCUGCAGCCUGACCAAUGACGUGGCCAAGCAGACUGUCAGCCGUGACCUGCCUUCCAGCCGCCCGGGCACUGCAGGCCCCACAGGGGCACAGUACACCCCUCACUCCCACCAGUUCCCUCGAACGCGAAAGAUGUUUGACAAAGGCCCUGACCAGACCACAGACGAUGCUGAUGAUGCCGCAGGACACAAGAACUUCGUUUGUGCCACAAUACAGACUGGGUUCUGCGACUGGAGUGCCCGCUACUUUGCCCAGCCGGUCAUGAAGAUCCCUGAAGAGCAUGACCUGGAGAGCCAGAUCCGCAAGGAACGCGAGUGGCGGUUCCUGAGGAACACUAGAGUCAGAAAGCAGGCGCAGCAGGUCAUCCAGAAGGGCAUCACCAGACUGGAUGAUCAGAUAUUUCUGAACAGGAACCCUGGAGUGCCCUCUGUGGUCAAAUUCCACCCCUUCACGCCUUGCAUAGCUGUCGCCGACAAGGACAGCAUCUGUUUUUGGGACUGGGAGAAAGGAGAGAAGCUGGACUACUUCCACAAUGGCAACCCUCGGUACACUAGAGUCACCGCCAUGGAGUACCUGAAUGGCCAGGACUGCUCCUUGCUGCUGACAGCCACAGACGAUGGCGCCAUCAGGGUCUGGAAGAAUUUUGCUGAUUUGGAAAAGAAUCCAGAGAUGGUUACUGCAUGGCAGGGGCUCUCAGACAUGCUACCAACCACACGAGGAGCUGGGAUGGUGGUAGACUGGGAACAAGAAACCGGCCUCCUCAUGAGCUCAGGGGACGUGCGCAUUGUUCGAAUCUGGGACACUGACCGUGAGACGAAAGUGCAGGAUAUCCCCACCGGUGCUGACAGCUGUGUGACAAGUCUGUCCUGCGAUUCCCACCGCUCACUCAUUGUGGCUGGCCUGGGCGAUGGCUCCAUCCGCGUCUAUGACAGGAGGAUGGCACUCAGUGAAUGCCGGGUCAUGACGUACCGAGAGCACACAGCGUGGGUGGUAAAGGCCUUCCUGCAGAAGCACCCUGAGGGCCGCAUCGUGAGCGUGAGUGUCAAUGGAGACGUGCGCUUCUUUGAUCCUCGGAUGCCUGAGUCUGUGAACGUAAUGCAGAUUGUGAAGGGGCUGACAGCCCUCGACAUCCAUCCCCAAGCAAACCUGAUCGCCUGUGGCUCCAUGAACCAGUUCACAGCCAUCUACAAUGGAAACGGAGAGCUGAUCAACAACAUCAAGUACUAUGACGGCUUUAUGGGCCAGCGAGUCGGCGCCAUCAGCUGCUUGGCUUUCCACCCACACUGGCCUCAUCUGGCAGUUGGAAGCAAUGACUACUACAUCUCUGUGUACUCUGUGGAGAAGCGCGUCAGAUAGCGACACCCAGGACCCCAGCCAGGCUGCAGCCACCCUCUGCUGUACAUAGUGAACCAAACCACUGCCCACCCUGCAAACCUCAGCUCCUGACGUGGCCGUGGCCAGCUGAGGAGGGGCUUGCACGUCUUUCUGUCUGUCUUCACUGUAAUGUACAAGUCCAGAGCAGGGGAGGGUUUGACGCUGCUUCCCAAAAGAACCAGCACCCAGGCACCAAGGACCUCAUGAUGCCUCUCAGUGUGCAUCUUGGCCCUGUGCUGUCCCAUUUCCUUCUGAGGCUUUACAAAGGGAUACAUUCGGUGUCUCCGUGUGGUCAAAGCAUUAGUCACAGGACAGACGGAGCCCUGUAGAAAAGCUGCGUGUGGGGCUCCUGAGGAGCCACGGCCCAGCCCCGCUGUCCUCUCAGUGUGGACGGGAGCCCCUCCGAGUAGGCUGGGCAGUACUAGGAAUGGACGACCAAUUGAGGGAGGGGAGGGGAGGCCUCUCCCGCUCCCCGAGUGUGGAGUCUGAGCCUGGCCCUCCUAGGGCACUGAGGCAGGCAGCCCAGCACACCCACGUCUUCCCUGGGCAUAUUAUGGUGUGAGGAAGGGGCCCCUCCUGCACAGGAUCUGGUUAGAGGAAAGGGCUCUGUGGCUCUGGACAGGUGAGGCAGGUCUGUAGAAUUAGCUAUAGCCUCAGCCUGCCGGGCAAUGUCGUUCUCAAGUGCUUCUCUCCCAUAGGGCAGUAGCAGAGGCCACAGCUCCCUGUGUGUGCCACGCACAGGCACACACGCAUGCAGGCACGCAGCCUCCCCAUCCAUGCCCAAGCACAUGUGUGUGCCCUGGUCCUCCCGUCUGUGCGCACACAUGCAGGCCCGCAGUCUCACACCUGCACAUGUGUGGGCACUGUGGCCUGCCGCACGUGUUGUCACGUGCUGGCCUCACACUCGUCACACAGACACAGACGUUCAGAGACCGCGCUGCACCCUAGAGGCAUGUGGGCAGCAACAGCCCACUGAUGGUGUAGCGCAGGCUGCGCCAUGCAGUCUGUGACGUGACAGCGUCUCAGCGGUGUCUGGUGUGUCCGGAUGUGUCUGUGCACACGCAGGCGAGAGGCCAUCGCCAUUUCCGCCCUGGCCGGAGCACAGCGUUGCUGAGGAGCCGCACACAAACGGGCACAGCACAGUAAUGACGAUUUGAAAAGCAUUUUCCGUUUUCCCUGGGAAUCAGGAUCUUUCAGAGGACAAAGUGACUUAAUGAGUCCUGCCAGCAGGAGUCCAGUGACACGGGUGGGGACAGUUAGGGCAGAGGCUGGGUCCCUGCGCUGUGGGCAGCGGACUUGUUUGAGUCAGGAGCAUCACCCAUGUGAAAGGGUCCAUGCAGGCAGUGCCGGGCUGACCACAGGGCCAGAGGGGGCUGGACAAGUAGGACAGGAGACCCUUGUACCGGGAGGGGCUCAUCCCCUUGGCCGGGCCAGGCAGCAGCUUGGAGUCAGGGAGGCCUUAGAGCCACCUCACAGCCCCAGGAGCCCAGCUGCCCAUCUCUGCAGGGCACUCCAGUCAGGGACACGCCGGGACCUUCCAGCAGCUGAACUCCAAGUGAGGUCCAGCUCAGUCCCUGUCUAGCUGGUGGUUCUGCUUGGGCAGCACAGGGCCAUCUGAGGGGUGGGGGUCGACUCCCUCCCCAGUGGAACUGCAGCGCUUGCAUCUUGCCCACGGACUGGGCCUUCACAGAUCUGAUGCGAAAAUUCAAUCAUGGAACUAACCAAGGCUCAAGAGAGCGCUGGCCUAGAGUUCAUUGUCUCUAUUUAUUUUACCAAAAUGAGAGUUGAAAAGGACUGACAAGACAUGGAACUGCAGUGAAGCUCAGAGCAGUGACAAGCAGCAAAGUGUUAAUAAAGAGUAAAGCUGUGA